Fonsecaea nubica is the source of this 1506-nucleotide messenger RNA. RefSeq lists its product as hypothetical. The record is from RefSeq and is a predicted model, not a curated record. Bases 1 to 1506 code for a protein of 501 amino acids. NCBI's taxonomy places the organism in Eukaryota, Fungi, Ascomycota, Eurotiomycetes, Chaetothyriales, Herpotrichiellaceae. The transcript has a single exon.
AUGGCCAAACAAUCAGUGCCAGAGCUGGAGGUUCAAGACUUGGAUCCACAGGGGCACGCAACAGUUACAUUCAGAUACAAUCCUGAGACUCAAAGGCUUCAAGUCCAUCGUCCCCAGAGAUCCUUGUCGCCCAAGAAAUCCUUGCUCACCAAAUGCAUGGGCCCCUUUCUGCCAGCGGGAUACCCUGGCUCCGUCAGACCAGAUUAUACUCCGUACCAGAUCUACGAUUCUGUGCAGGCUUUUGCCUCUACCAUUGCAGGACUACUAGCCUCGCGGGCCGUCUUCGUUGGCAUGGGUGUAGGGUCUGAGGACGCCUCGCUUGUGACCACCAUGUUGUUGUAUAUCGCGCAAGAAACCAUCGGCCGGGUUGCGACAAUCUUGUUUGCCUACCAGUUUUCGCAGAAAAUCGAAGCAGAAGUCAAGUUCUACCGCUUCUUUGCCGACAUAGUCAACGAUAUUGCCUUUGUCCUAGACUGCUUGAGCCCUGGUCUGCCACUGUUGGGGCGAAUCUGUACUCUUUGCGUCAGCAAUGCGUGCAGAGCGGUUUGCGGAGUUUCUGGCGGGAGCAGCAAGGCCAUUUUGAGCUCCCACUUUGCAAAGGAAGGCAAUAUCGGAGAGCUCAAUGCCAAAGACGGCAGUCAGGAGACUGUCGUGAGCUUGGUCGGUAUGUGGGUCGGAGGUCUGCUUGUCAGCAAGGUGCACGGCACUUUUGAGACAUGGUGCUGCUUGAUACCCUUAUUGGCAAUGCAUCUGUGGGCGAAUUGGAAAGCCGUGAAGAGUGUGCGUUUGACUUCGCUCAACAAGGACAGAGCCAUUAUUUUAUUCAGCGCGCUUCUUCGAGGCAGGGCAAAAGGUCUGAGUGAGGUAGGUGAGGAGGAAUCGAUCUUGGGACUGGGACAGAUGUUCCGUACCUCCAAUUGCCAUGAGGACUUCCAGGUCGGUGUUAGCGUGAACAAGUUCCUACGAACCUUACCUGAGGGCGAGAACAAUCCUUCGGGAAGAGACCUCUGGUUUUCUCAGCUGCUCAGGGUAUUCCAGGACGAAGACUAUGUGCUCUGGUGGGAUGUGCGGUCAAAGCAAGGAUUUGUGCUGCUGAAAGAAUCGGCCAGGGGUGAAACACAGGCAAAGGCAAUCUGCCAAUUGCUUCGAUUAUCAUCGCGAGUGAAAGCCAACCCAAAUGUUGCCAACUUGUCGCAGCAGCAUGCCCUUGUGCAAGGACGACAAGACAUUUUCGAGGCCACCCAGCAUCCUGAACAACACGUACUGCCUUCCACUUCAGAGGAAAAGCUCGACACUCACAGCCAUUCCUCGCAGCUAUACGAUGGACUCGACCCAGCUAUUCAGCUGAUCGUUGACACAUUACGGGAAAAUCGACAAGAAUGGAAAAAUAUGCAGGACCUUGUGCUGCGCCUUGGCUGGGAUCUCGAUCUCACAAAUCUCGGGAGAGGUCCUUGUCACCGCAUCCGCGUGAACAGCGCUCCAUUUGAGGACAAGAAAGACAGAUGA